Messenger RNA from Capsaspora owczarzaki ATCC 30864, 972 nucleotides. RefSeq names its product ring finger protein 20. The transcript is spliced from 8 exons. The coding region runs from base 1 to 972 and encodes 323 amino acids. Gene Ontology annotation, molecular function: metal ion binding; ubiquitin protein ligase activity. Gene Ontology annotation, cellular component: nucleus; HULC complex. The record is from RefSeq and is a predicted model, not a curated record. Lineage: Eukaryota; Filasterea; Ministeriida; Capsasporidae.
AUGCUGCUCAAUGUCUACAAGUCGUCUUCUCGCGAGCCACGAGAUAAAGUUGAUGUGCUGGCAGCGGAACGGAGAACGGCUGCUGAAAAUACCGAACUGCGCGCGCGUUUGAGCGAGUUGGAAAAGCUCACUCAGGGAGGCGAUGUGGGAACUGCAUUCCGCGUUUCUCGCCAGCAGGUGGAGGAACUGUCCCGUCAGUUGGAUUCAAAGAAGCAGGAUGAAGACGCUCUAAUCGCCGAGAUGGACUCAAUCGGCCAGUCCUUCCAAGAUAUGCAAGAGCAGAACUCGCGAUUGCUCCAACAGCUCAAUGAAAAGGACGAUGCCAAUUUCCAAUUGAUGUCUGAGCGCUUGAAGGCAUCACAAUUGCAGCAAAUGCUGCGCGAUGAGAAAGACAUUAUCGAGGGCAAAAUGGCGGCCAUGCAAGCUCAAGUGGAGGCCCAAAACGAGUUGUUGAAAAAGUUUGAGGAGCGCGAACGUGCCAUUCAUGAACAACUCGACGUUGCCGAGAAGGAUGGUUUGCUCAAGAUUCAACUAAUUGAAGGAUUCAAGCGCAAGGCCGUCGACCUGAGUGCUGAGGUUCAGCAAAAUAACGCCGUGCUCGAGCGGUUGAAAGAGGCUCAUGACAAGCUCGAAGAGGCACUUCGUGUCAAGACCGAGCAAGCCGAGACGCUCGCCAACAAGGAGCUCAAGCUCGUUGAUGAGAAUAACUACUUGCAAGCCAAAAUUGGCAAAUCCAAGAAACUGGAGCUCAAAGAUAAAACCAAGAUAUCCGACAAGUCUGAGAGUCAGCAAUAUCGCCAACUCAUCUUUUGCCCAAUCUGCCGCACAAACGUCAAGGACACUGUCAUGCUGCGAUGCUUCCAUUCGUUCUGCAACGAAUGCGUACAGAAGCGGUAUGACACGCGUCAGCGCGCUUGCCCAACUUGCGCAAAGCAGUUUGGUGCGAAUGAUUUCCAGCGGUUCUAUUUGUAA